Molecule: messenger RNA, 909 nt
Organism: Dendronephthya gigantea
Lineage: Eukaryota; Metazoa; Cnidaria; Anthozoa; Malacalcyonacea; Nephtheidae
Exons: 8
Coding region: 1-909 (302 amino acids)
Molecular function (GO): protein binding
Source: RefSeq, a predicted model, not a curated record
AUGCACUUCUGCGAGCAAGUAUUUCGCCUAUUGAUAACGGUGAUUACAUUAUGUGGGGCCCUUGAGGUAAAUAUUACAAGAAGGACAAGAUGUUUAAAAGACUGCAAGGCCGAUAGUAAACUGUUUUAUAAAUAUCCAACUUUCUGCGACACUACAUAUUGUGGUCAAGAAUAUCUUAAGUCUCUAGUGGAAAAAGCCAGCAAUUCAGAAAGUACUUUACCGAAACCUGUUGCGCCGAAACUGGUUGAAGCUGGGUGGCAGAAAAUACGAGUACGUUUUAAUACAACAGAGCUGAAGAACCACAGCGAUGUUGAUUAUAUUUUAGAAGUGAAGCCAUUAUGGGGUCGUCAAGAGAGAGGCCAGCACUUUGUUGUAUUUCCUUACAUAAAGCCAUACCUUCUUACCAAUGAUACAACGUAUACAAUUGAGGACCUCGAGCCGAAUACUGGUUAUAAAUUUAGAGUGCUCGCUCUAAAACAAAAUAGAUGGUCGUCAUUUAGUAACUGGAGUAGUGUCAUGAAUACAACUGAACUUUGCGAAGAACCUCCAUGUGGCGUAACAAAUAUCCGCUUGGAAUUGACAACCGAGAUACCUUAUCAAAAAAGAGUGAUUUUGAAAUCCUAUUUUUGUUGGAAACCUAGUACUACGUUCAAUGAAACAAACAAAACCGGGCUGCACGGCGUUCUUCAAAAAAUUGAAGUAAUAAGCGAGUGUCGAAAAAUUUUUAACGACGAAAAUGACUUCUCUGACCGCAAGAAGUUAACCGGAUUGGAUGCUUUCAUCAAAAAAGAAAAUGCAAGCUACACCAUCGACGGAAAAAACCAUCUUUACUAUAAUUGUUGGUACAAGUUAGAGGUCAAGAUGCAUAAACUUCUUAGUUUUGAACGUGAACAAAUAAUUGUGAAAUAG